Molecule: messenger RNA, 285 nt
Organism: Acanthoscelides obtectus
Lineage: Eukaryota; Metazoa; Arthropoda; Insecta; Coleoptera; Chrysomelidae
Source: the annotation of a GenBank genome assembly
AUGGGAGAUACCACUGGCAUUGUUACCAGACAUUUCAAAAGCCAGGAUCAUUACAGCCUGAAAAAGGAGCAGCAACAACCAAAGGGGGGUCAAGUGCUGAUGCCAAAAGCAGAAGACGCUUUGGAGCCAAGAACACUGAAAAUCUAUACUUUUCGCUACCAGUGUUACUUGCAGGCUAUUGCAAAGCAGCCCAAACAUUCGUUGCUCAAGUUGGCUGCACUUCCUCCCACUUCAGCAGCUUCCAGGCAGCAUGCAUUUAGAACCUACCACGAAGUGCAGCAGUGA